AUGAAGGAACAUAUUAGGGUCCUUAUUGUCUUGACCAUCUGCGCCAGACUCUACUUCGCGGUGCAAAACUCGUACCUCCAUCCAGAUGAACACUUCCAAAACUUCUCCAUCAUCAAUUCGAUCCUUCAUCCCAACACUGCCGCAGCUGGCGAUAUCCCUUGGGAAUUCCAGGGCCCUUCGCCUGCCAGGAGCUUGAUCCCCUUGUAUCUUGUGUACUAUCCUUUGUUCUGGUACUCCCCAGCAACCAUCACCCCGAUCCAACAAUUAUACCUCGUGAGAUUGAUGUUUUGCUUCGUUUCGUGGAUCGUUGUCGAUUAUUCAAUGAUCCGUCUUGCUAGUCUGUCGACCAGAAAGAACCUCACUUGGCUCGCAUUGAGCUAUACCAGUUAUAUAACUUGGACGUACCAAUCCCACACUUUUUCCAAUUCCAUCGAGACCUGGGUGUUAUGUGGGUGUUUGAUGGUGAUCGAUUCGAUCAAAACCCAGAUGGAAAAUUACCAGUUCGUGAAAAGCCAACAGAAAUCGCAGGAUAUUAAAGAAGAAUCACCAUUGAAGAUCGAUAACAAUUAUGGGAAGCUUUCAGUAUUGGCAGUGCUCGUGGUGUUUGGAAUGUUUAAUAGAAUCACCUUUGCCGCGUUCUUGGUGCUUCCAGGGAUUAUCUAUCUCGGGAAAUUCUUUUUCCAAUACAAGAAGUUUUUGUCAUUGAUGGUGUUUAUUAUGGUAUGUGGGUUGACAAUUGCUGGUUUUGGUUAUGGUGACACCAUACUUUUCGAACAUUUCCACCCUGGCUAUCAGCAACUUCAAUAUAAUUUCCAAUACCAACACCACAAAUUCAUAAUUCCUCCAUUGAACAAUCUCAUUUACAAUAGUGAAUACACUAACCUUGCAAAACACGGGAUUCAUUCGCGGAUCACCCAUUUGUUCAUCAACCUCCCACAAAUGUUGGGUCCGUUGUACUUGAUUUGCAUCGUUAACUUCAAGAACUAUUUCCAAUUCGCAAGAAUCAAUUUCCAAUACUUGAAGAACUGGGCCACCAACACUCCAAACCACUCGUUAUUGAAACAAAUGCAAACCAAUGAACAGUACCAAGACAUAAUGAACCUCAACGUGGUGUAUUUGACGAUUGUUUCAGGAAUGAGUAUCCUAUCAUUAGUGCCGCAUCAAGAAUUGAGAUUCAUUGUAUGUUUGCAACCGUUGUUUUUGAAAAUCAUGGAUUUUGAGUUCCUUCAUGAACAAUUCGUUACAAAGACUGAAAAGGCAGACGACAAUAAAAAAGAGAAUACCUUCUUCAUGAUCACCCUGAAAUCCAAGACGUUAGUCCGCAAUAUCCUUUGGGUAUGGUACGUAUACAAUGCGAUUCUCGGGACCCUAAUGGGGGUUUUCCACCAAGGAGGUGUGAUAACCGCGUUGGAUCAUCUUCGAGAACAAUAUUCUUCAAAUAAUGGUACUAUUGGUAGUGUUCAAGUGUGGUGGCGGACUUAUUCUCCUCCAACUUGGCUUCUUGGGGAUGCCAAGCCGGUGAUUGUGUUGAAGUAUGAUGAUUUAGUACCAGUUGACGGAACUACAGAGCAUGAUGACAACUUACGAGUGCUUUUAGAGUACGAUUAUCUAGCAGUGAGCAAUAGCACCGUAGUGGUGGAUGUCAUGGGAAUGGAUAUUGAUAAAUUAUAUAGGUUAUUAGACCGGAUCGUACAGACAGUCACUACUGGGGCAAAGGACGUGCAAUUGGUGGCUCCUGUGGGGUCAAUGGAUGGGAAAUUUACCGAAUUCUACAAGAAUAGUCGUCGCCAGUUCCAAUGGCACGAAGUCUGGGGCGAUUUCUGGCACAUUGAUAUGGAUCAUUUGGAGCCAGGACAGUACAGGCCGGGGAUUGGGGUGUAUUCGAUAGUAUAA
Molecule: messenger RNA, 1893 nt
Organism: Saccharomycopsis crataegensis
Lineage: Eukaryota; Fungi; Ascomycota; Saccharomycetes; Ascoideales; Saccharomycopsidaceae
Gene: SMP3
Product: glycosylphosphatidylinositol-alpha 1,2 mannosyltransferase
Exons: 1
Coding region: 1-1893 (630 amino acids)
Biological process (GO): GPI anchor biosynthetic process
Cellular component (GO): endoplasmic reticulum membrane
Molecular function (GO): alpha-1,2-mannosyltransferase activity
Source: RefSeq, a predicted model, not a curated record